Serendipita indica DSM 11827 is the source of this 1575-nucleotide messenger RNA. Lineage: Eukaryota; Fungi; Basidiomycota; Agaricomycetes; Sebacinales; Serendipitaceae. The record is from the annotation of a GenBank genome assembly.
AUGGAGCCCAGUACACAGAGCCAUGAAGCUGCGCCCGUGGACGACAGACGACAUCUAGCUGAUGAAAGCGAUGAUUGUGUCCAAAUGUCUAAAGAAUCGAUUGAACUCAUGAUUCAACCCGCGCCGCGCUCUCACACGUCGGCUCAAAUCGUUGCAACUUCCGCCAAUACGAAUUUGGCGGAUCUGAAAGGGAUCCCAGAAGCUAUCUUCCCACUUCCACUCGAAUUGCUUUCCCAAAUCGUACGCAUUCAUGUGCUCGAGCACAAGGGCUCCAUCUGGGUCCCAAUGCACGUAUGCAGGGCAUUUAGAUCAGCCACUCUGCUCAAUAGCAAGCUCUGGAACUCGUUGUCAAUCCCAACCGAGAGCCAGAGCUACCACAGAGUAGCAACGACCAUGACAAUGUGCGCGACUGAAGACCAGCUGGCUUGCGCAUUAUCAUAUUCUCAAUCAUCCACAUUCGACCUCGAGAUUCAUCCCUCUCCCGCUCUAUUUACCAAGUUGCUGCCCCUCUUUAAUGCCAAUAAGCCGGGCGCGCAGAUCCGUUCACUCUACGCGCAUCGCCUGAAGCAAAUCCCGGAAGACCUGUAUGAUCAAUGGGAUCUAUCAAGUCUCGAGAUUCUGGACACUCAAGAUCCGGUCUUAGUGAAGAGGGCGUGGCAAGAUUCAAAAGUCAUUCACACACUGAGAACAGACAUGUCCAUUUUUCUUCAACUUGAGAUCAUGGGAUCUCAGUCAACAAUCUGCGAGCUAGGGUUGGAUGGGGACGACAGCAUGCCCACAUUUCCACCUAUAUUGGACGCCUUUGAGUCACUAACUACCUUGCGGAUUACUUGUUGGUACUUUAUUCCCCCCAAAAUACAUCUGCCGCGACUUCGAAGCCUGACAUUGUCCGGUGUCGCGCCUUUUUGGCCAUUCGAGUGUCCAAUCCUCGAAUACUUGAGUCUCUCAUCACCAAAGCCACCAGAUGACAAUGAAAUCAUUCACCUUCCAAGUGUCAAAGAGAUCCACUUCAUUGACAUUGGCUGGAUUCUACAUUUCGACCUCCCGGCGGUCGAGAUUGUUACCCUGGUAGAACAUAACAGGACGGAAGCGGAAUUGGUACUAGAUAUGAUAUUUCCUACCAGCGUCAAUUCUCAAGGUUUGAUGCCGCCGUUGAACCCCUUGGUCGUUGACUUUCGUUUGCUCUCUAUUGACAUGGACCCCCUUAUCCUACUACUUCGCCGACUCAAUCGAUGUGUCAAACUUGUCAUUGGGCCUAAUGCCAUUGACCACAGCUUCCUCGAUGUCUUGUGCCCCCUUUGGGACGAAGAGGCAGAGUUAGAAGCUGCAGAGUUGAGAAAUAAUAUUCCACUCCCAACUCUGGAACAUCUUUGCAUCGAUUUCUGGCACAUUAUCGAUAAUCUGACUUGGGAACUUGCAGACCGAGAGUCCGCAGAGGCAGAAUUGCGGGCGACUUUCACUGAAGCUUGCCUCGAUUUUCUGGAGCGAAGGAAGAAAUAUGGGUGCCCUCUGAAGCGGCUUGAAAUCACUUUCUCUAGUAACGACCUCGAUGAUGCUUGGUUUACACUUGUUUAG